Molecule: messenger RNA, 831 nt
Organism: Diachasma alloeum
Lineage: Eukaryota; Metazoa; Arthropoda; Insecta; Hymenoptera; Braconidae
Product: dynein regulatory complex protein 8
Exons: 4
Coding region: 74-553 (159 amino acids)
Molecular function (GO): calcium ion binding
Source: RefSeq, a predicted model, not a curated record
CACAAGAGUUCGUAAAGAGACUACUCUACCUAUUAUUCGGUAAACAAUAGUCAAUUUUAUUAAUCAACUUAUAAUGUUUGAUCAUUCAGUGUCAGGAUCACUCGAGCCUUCACUCCUCGAAAAGAGAAUAUCCGAUGCCUUUGAUGUAUUUGACAAUGCGAGAAGCCACGAAGUGGAUGUGAGGGAGUUGGGAACAAUCAUCAGGUCCCUCGGAUGCGUUAUGAGUGAAGCUGAACUGCAGGAAAUUCAGGUGCAGGUAGAGGACGUCGAGAAUAACUGCGUGACGCAGGAGAGAUUCGUCGAGUACAUGUCGAAAGCCAUUUGCGAGCAAAAAUUCAAGCCGGCGGACCCAGAAGAUCUCUUGCGAGCUUUUCAGUUUCUAGACCCAGAGAAUAAUGGAUACAUAAUGCGGGCUGACAUGGAAAAAGCGAUGAUGGAGAUAGGUGAGCCAUUCACCAAGGAAGAGAUAGACGAGAUGAUGUCGGUGGCGUGCGAUCCAAUAACUAAUAAAAUCAACUACGAGCAUUACAUAAAUCUGCUGAUAGUGGACUAAUUGUGAUGAUGCUCACAACGUAAUCGAGGCCCUCUUGAACAGUGUGAUCACUUGAGUAAACUAAUGUUUUCUUGGUAUUCUGCACUGCAACUGGACUUUUCUGGGAGAUCUCUUCCGCAAGCUUGAGGGUCUCUGUCCAUAAACUAGUGAACAAAAGAUUUGACAUUUCAAGAAAAUUCAAUCGGAAAACCUUGCGCUGUCUCCAAGAAAUUGAAAUUUCAUUGAAUACCAUUGAAAUUUCAUCCUCAAUUCUAUUCUAUUUUUUCCGUUUAUUUAUA